Molecule: messenger RNA, 1959 nt
Organism: Aspergillus niger
Lineage: Eukaryota; Fungi; Ascomycota; Eurotiomycetes; Eurotiales; Aspergillaceae
Exons: 1
Source: RefSeq, a predicted model, not a curated record
AUCCUCAAGGCAUGCUCUGGUUUUGCAAAGAAGCUCCCAUCGAAGCUUCCUAAGGAACGGAAAUUCUUGCAGUCCUUGGUGAGCUACGCACUACACAGUCCGUCACCUAGAGCGGCUAAACAUGCCGUUUCUAUCCUCAUGGCUGUUGCCGAUAAGAAGGAAAUGUACGCCAAGGACCUGAUACAGAAAUGCGUUUCCGACUGGGCUUACGGAUCCGAUCGCUUCCUCACCAAAUUGGCUGCCUUGUCUCAGCUGAACCUUUUGGCUCCACGGGAGGCGGAUGACGAGAGCGAUGCUAUCAUCUCGAUUGCUGUCAACAAAAUUCUCCUGACUAACCGCUCACCCCAGCCAGACGCCGGGUAUGCGUGGUCUGAUGUGGUAGAUGAUGAAACAGCCGCCAAGGAAUGGGCCUUGAAAAUAAUUGUCAAUCGCCUACGUGCGAAGGAUGGCUCGGAUGACGAGCAGGACUUCCGUGCCCAUGCCGGACCGGUUUAUGAUACUCUAAACAAACUCGUCGUGAACGACGGCGAGUUGUCUAAGAAGAAAGACACGCCCGCAACGCAAAAGUCACGGCUACGUCUUUUGGCAGCCAGGUCACUGCUUAAGCUCUGUGCGUCCCAUGGACUUUGCGACCAGUUGCUCAGCCCGCGGGAUUUCAACUCGAUCGCUUUGGUUGCCCAGGACCCAGUUCUGGAGGUGAGAAGUGGAUUUAUCAACCAGCUCAAGAAGAAACUUGUACAGAAAACGCACUUGAGCUACCGUUGGUACACAGUCCCCUUCCUUCUUGCCUUCGAGCCUAUCACCAGCUUGAAGGAUAGCACACUUACCUGGCUGCGCUCGCGAGCUGCAUUCUUCUCGCAACAGACCAAUGGCAAGAGAAGCGAUCAACAGACGGUCAUGGAGUCACUCUUCUCUCGUCUACUAUCCCUUCUUGCCUACCACCCCGACUAUCCUCCCGCUGAAAUGGAAGAGUCCACUCGGGUAGCUGAACUAGUCGACUUCUCCCGCUACAUUCUCUUCUAUUUGCAGGCUGUGGCCAACGAACACAACCUGUCGCUGAUCUUCCACAUCGCACAGCGUGUCAAGCAAACACGCGACGGUAUCACGAAGUCCGACGAAAUGAGCACCCGUCUCCACACGCUAUCAGACUUGGCCCAAGCGACCAUUCGUCGCUUUGCGGACAUCUACUCGCAACAGCGCAAGUUCGGAGGCGCAGCUGGCGGUACCAACAUCCUGCAGACUUACCCUGGCAAGAUGGGAGUGCCAAGCUCGAUCUUCGCCCCGAUGGGGAGCCACCGCGAGGCCCAAGAGGUUGCAGAUAAGAACUUCUUCCCGGAAGAUGGCGAAGACUUGCUGGAUCGCAUUGUGCGAUCCGUCAUGAGGACUAAGAGCGGGUCCCAUGGUUCAGCAAAGAAGAGAAAGCCCGAAUCGGCCGAAGCAGGCGGCGACGCCAGCGCUACGAAGAAAGCGCGGAAAGACAAGGAGAAGAAGCCCGCCCGGCCACGCAAGUCGUCCGGCUCCGCGGGAACCACCAGGACGCCCAAGAAGAAGAAGAGGGACGACGAUGGUUGGUCCUCGGAUGAGGAGGCUACCAAGAAAGCUAGCACAGCAGCCAGGAGACGCAGUAGCAGAGGUGCGUCCCGGAGAGUUAGUUACGCGGACAGGGACAGCGAUGAAGAUGAUAUGGAAAUGAACGAGUGGGAGCAGGCAGAGGAGGAAGAACAAGCCGAGGAAGAAGCAGAGGGCGGUGCCGACAGCGAGGAUGACAACGACAGCGUCGACCUUCCAGACAAAGAAGCCGCCCUGGACGAGAUCCUAAGCGAUAGGGAAGACUCGCCUCUAUCAUCCCCGCCGCCUACAUCCCCGCAGAAACCCACGGAGCAAGCGCCUUCAAAACCGAGUGGCAAUGGCAAACGAACCUCGACUCUACCGAAUCGACGAUCCUCUCGAAGAGGAUAA